UUGCCCCCAGUAGGCACUGACAUUCAGCGAAAUAGUGGUGUGGUUAUGUUUGAAACUGGCAAAGUUUUCUUUUCCUCAUUAAAAGUUUCCUUGAAGAUUAAAAAGCAAUUGAGCAGAGAUAACAUCAGUGUGAAUUUUGUGUGCAAUUAACGUGUGUGUCAUUUAUGUAUUGAGUAGUUAAGUUUUCUUCGCAGGAGAAAGAAUAUCGCAAACGAGAUAUCGGCGUUAUCUACAGUUUAAAUAAAGGGUUAAGUCGACGAUUGGCAUCUGUCAGCGUGAGCUAUGAUGAAUUACUGGGUAAUACUACCGAGCGAGAGCUAAGUCUUCAUGAACUGUGAUAGUACACAUAUCGUAAAUCUUAAUUAUGGCGGAAGCGACGUUUGUUAUUCUAACGGCAAUGUUGCUGGCGACGAUUGCAGACGGUCGUACAUUUUUUGUGGAAAAGAUGAAUAUGAAAGAUACUUAUGAUUCUGUCAACGUGAAAAAACCAUUUUCAACAAGACACACUGGUGUGUCAGUGCUUGUUUCAAAAGUGCCUGCAUCUUCGGUUAAGAUGCCAUUAGCAAGUGAGCCAUGGGAAGGAUGGACGGCUUUGGAUACGAUUUUUAACAUCUCGGCUGAUCUGCAGCAUCCUGUCAGUAUCACAGGGCCAAAGUUUGUGGGCAUAACUCUAGAUCUCAGUUUCAUGCGCAGAGAAUGGAAGCAGUUUGAUAUUACAUCAAAGUCUCUGCACUCCCUGGCUACAGCACUAGCACCAGUAUUUUCCGUGUUGGUGGUACAGCUGCAGAUUUUCUUAUCUUCAAUUCAACAGCAACCGAUUCAGAUGCUGAUGCUGGUGGUAAUACAAACAGAAGUGAUGAUGAAGUCCUGGAUUAUUCUGUUAAAGUCAAGAACUUUACAAUCAAUGGCACUGAUUGGACACGACUUAAUGAGCUAGUAAACCUUGCCAAAUGGGAUCUCAUUUUUGACUUCAAUGAAUUUUUGAGACAAGGUGAUUCUUGGUAUCCAGACAAUGCUCGUGAACUUCUGAAGUUUUCACAAGAACAGGGCUACAGAAUCCCAUGCUUCCAGCUUGGAAAUGAGCCAAAUGCCUACUAUUUAGUUGCUCAUCGCAACAUAAGUGCAGCUCAGUUGGUAAAGGAUAUGCAAACAUUGAAGUCAUUGCUGUCAGAGUUUCCACUCUAUCAAACUCCUGCAUUGUUGGUCCUGAUGUCACUAAAGUAACAAAGAACUCUGCAGCAAACUACUUAAAAGAAUUUCUUAUGUCAGGAGGACAGAACAUUGUCUCUGCUGUAACUCUUCAUCAUUACUACUUCAGUGAUGAGGAUAGGAGAGCCAGUAUUCAUGAUUUCGUGAAUGCUUCUGUACUGGAUAGUCUGAAAGAUGAGCUGUACAAAGGAACCUUGAUUGCACAUACUUAUGCGCCAUCACUUCCUGUCUGGCUGUCUGAGACUUCUUCAGUGACAGGCAAUGCACUGCCAGGAGUGACAGAUGGCUUUGUUGCAGGUUUCAUGUGGCUGGACAAGUUAGGUUUGUGUGCCCUUUAUGGCCUUCAGGCAGUUGUUCGUCAGACAUUCUACCAUGGCACCUACCCCCUUGUUGCAGAUGACUAUACUCCUAAUCCUGAUUACUAUCUGACUCUACUGUUCAAGCAGCUAGUCCAGGGACCAGUUUUUAAAGUUACUGGUGCAUCUGAAAAUGUUCGUGUCUAUAUGCAGUGUGCAAACAGGGAAAGUUAUCCAGCUGGGUCUUUAGUGGUUUAUGCACUCAACGUCCAGAAGAAGGCAGCAGUCCUUAACCUGACUCAGUUUGCAGAGAAAUCACUUGACGUGUUCCUUCUGACUCCAGGAGAUGAGCAAGGGCUUAAGUCAAAGUAUGUUGCAUUAAAUGGAAAGAAACUUGAGAUGGUUGACGAAGAAUUGCCUCCCUUACUACCUCAGACGCACUCUGGGCCAGUAACCAUGGCCCCCUAUUCCUUUGCUUAUAUAGUCAUUCCUGAUGCAAAUGUAAAAUCGUGUUACUAAAGGUAUUUGUCUCCUGUAUAGUAUGCAUGUAGAUACAUUUUGAUUAUACUCAUGUAUUUGUAAACCUCUUCCGAAUACAGUUUGUGCAACACGUAGUUCAUCACAUGGGUAAAUGGUUUGUUUGACCAGCUUUUAAUAGUUGAAAAAUGAGCAGCCAUUUGUCUACAGCAGCAAGCACUUCGUUUGGCAGGCCUCCCCUCUCCCACCUGCACGAUUAAAUACUCGCUCGUUGUACUGAGGUUGCAUCUAAACUGGUGUGUAGUUAGGUGACAGUCAUGGCUUAGGAUGACUUGUAAUUUAGUGUAUGCAUUUUUAUUUCAUCAGCAACCUGGUGUAGAUUGCAUUGGUAAGUAAAUGUGGAGGAAGCAGGAGGAUAAGCUGGAUGCACUAAUGGGCUAUAACACUUAGAAUGUGUGUAUGAGGGAGAAUUGUUUACUAGACUUUCAGAGAACUUCAGAUAUACCUGUGCUGAUGCCAAAACUGCUAAUUGAUAAAAAAAACCUUAAGCUUUAAUUUCUUUUUUUGGGCAGAAGUCUUGUGAAAAUAGAAUUUGUGAAAGUCUCACUCCAUUUAUUCUUCUAUUUUGCUGUCAAUUUGAAUAUACCAUGGUGCUUUUAUAUUCCAAAUUGUGUUAUAUGCAAGACAUGGAAGUGCAAUACAUAUUUAUUUUUUGCAAAAAUGUCUGUAGAACCUGUUUUCAGUAUUAUUGUAUCAGUUUAGUUUCAGUCAUUUUAGCCUUUAUUUUAAAUACAUUUGAAGAAUUGCUAGAUUCAUAUAAAAAAUAUAGUUAUAGAAUAAAAGCUUUUUAUAUGGAAUCUUCUUGUGUUUUUUAAUUUGACUUGAGAGGUAUGGAUCUUUGUAGAUCAUAUAAACUUAUGUGAUCAAGUAUUUUAAGAAGUGAUGAGU
Pomacea canaliculata is the source of this 2930-nucleotide messenger RNA. RefSeq names its product heparanase-like. NCBI's taxonomy places the organism in Eukaryota, Metazoa, Mollusca, Gastropoda, Architaenioglossa, Ampullariidae. Gene Ontology annotation, cellular component: extracellular matrix. Bases 1263 to 2024 code for a protein of 253 amino acids. The record is from RefSeq and is a predicted model, not a curated record. The transcript has 10 exons.